GAUGGGAGAUGUCUUUGAUGAUCUUCUUUGCCCUGCUAAGGCAGCGGGAGGUGUAGAUGUCCAUCAGGGAGGGGAGAGGGCAGCCAAUGAUCCUCUGCGCUGUCCUGGUUACCCUCUGAAGCCUCUCCCUGUCUGCCAUGGUGCAGCUGCCAUACCAUGCUGUAAUGCAGUAUGUCAGCAGUGCAGAUGCAGUGGCAGUGAUCGCUGUAGUGAUCAGUGAGAUGUGCAGCAACAUGGUGACUACUGUGGCAGUGAGAAAGUGCCUGACUGACUGACUGUGGGGAGUGAGUUAGACACACAGUGACAAAAUGUCACUGCAGCACGCGAGGGGAGGAUGGGGUGAGGGGAGAUCAGUCUGACAAGCAGUAACAAAGUAUCUCCACUGGAGGGGGUCAGUUAUACGUUGCAACAAAGCGUCUCUACCGCAGGGAGGUCAGUCAGACAUCAGUGAAUGACCAUUAUAGCGGACGGUCACAACGGUGAACGACCACUGCAAGGGUCAGUCAGCCAACAGUGACACACAAUCAUAGCGAACGAUCACGCGACAGUGAAUGAUCUGUCAUGUAGCAUCUCUGGAGAAAAUGGGUAGGUGAGGUUUCUGGGUCGAGAGCCUUCAUCAGAAAGGUCUGAUGAAGGGUCUCGCCCCCCUCCCCCUCCCGAAACGUCACCUAUUCCUUUUCUCCAGUAAUGCUGAGUUAUUCCAGAUUUUGUGUCUAUCUUCGAUGUAAACCAAGCUCUGCAGUUCCUUCUUACACAGACCCACACCACUGCAAGGGUCAGUCAGCGAGACACCAGGGAGUGACCACCCGGGGGUCAGUCACACACCAGUGAAUGGAUGGCUCUACCGGAUCAAAACACACCCAUUGAGCUCGACAACCACUGUGCUGUCCUCUUGCAAGUGACCUCACCCAACAGUAAGAAGUUUGACAGGAACUUCUUUCCUGUGUGUUGGUGACUGUGGUCAGCUCGGCUGGUGGCAAAGAGCUAGAUUGGAAGAAAGAGUGUAUUUUCCAUCCGUGGUCGGUGAUGAGGAUUCCGGCUUCUCCUCUGUGAGCUGCUCCUGCAGAAGGUGUCCUCCUCGCCCAGAUCUGACGUGUUCAGGAAAUCAGCUGAUCGCAGAGGCUGUGCUCAGAUCGGCAGCACCUGCCGCCCAGUCCGGAGCCCAGAGCCCAGAGCCCAGAGCCCGGCUCUGUCCCAGCCCGUGGCUGCCCGGCGCACCGCCCCCUCCCUCAUGCCCACCCGCCCCCGACUCGGUGCCGCAUCAGAUGUCCGGAACGCCCUGGGCCGGCCAUGCUGCACAACGGGAACGACCCGGCCCCGCCGUCGCCCAACAAGUGGAGUAAGCCGUCGGGAGCCGGCGUUACGAGCCACCCGCAAGCCCGGCCCGAGAUCAAGAAGAACGCCAUCACCGACGAUUACCGGGUGUCCACGAACGUCCUGGGACUGGGAGUCAACGGCAAAGUGUUGGAGUGUGUGCACAAGAAAACGGGAGAGAAGUGCGCCCUGAAGAUUCUCUAUGACAAUCCAAAGGCACGGCGUGAAGUGGACAUGCAUUGGAGAGCUUCCAGCACCCUGCACAUUGUCCGCAUAAUUAACAUCUACGAGAACAUGCACCAUGGAAAGCGCUGCCUCUUGAUUGUGAUGGAAUGCAUGGAAGGAGGUGAAUUGUUCAGCAGGAUACAGGAUCGAGGAGACCAGGCCUUUACUGAGAGGGAAGCCUCAGAAAUAAUGAGAGACAUAGGGAGCGCUAUUCAGUAUCUUCAUGCAAUGAACAUUGCUCACAGGGAUGUCAAGCCAGAAAACUUGUUGUACACAGCAAAAGAUUUCAAUGCAAUCCUCAAGCUUACAGAUUUUGGAUUUGCCAAAGAAACAACGCUUCACAACUCCCUAGCAACACCCUGCUACACACCGUACUAUGUUGCUCCAGAGGUCCUGGGCCCAGAAAAGUACGAUAAGUCGUGUGACAUGUGGUCCUUGGGAGUCAUCAUGUACAUUCUGCUAUGUGGCUACCCUCCGUUCUACUCAAAUCAUGGCCUAGCCAUCUCACCUGGGAUGAAGAAAAGGAUCCGAAUGGGACAAUACGAGUUUCCAAACCCGGAAUGGUCAGAUGUCUCUGAGGAAGCAAAGGAUUUGAUCCGGCAGGUGCUGAAGACGGACCCCACUGAGCGAAUGACCAUCACUGAGUUUAUGAACCAUUCUUGGAUUAACCAAUCAAUGGCGGUUCCACCAACUCCACUCCACACAAGUCGAGUACUUCAAGAAGAGAAGGACAUGUGGGAGGAGGUGAAGGACGAGAUGACAAGUGCUCUCGCAACCAUGCGCGUCGACUACGAUCAGGUGACGAUUAAGGACUUGGAUAAAACCAGCAACCCGCUCCUCAACAAGAGACGGAAGAAGCAGGUGUCGUCGGCACGCUCGACCUCUGCGAUCUGCAGUAACCAGUGAAUGUGGACCCAGGCCUGAGGGACGUCUGCCGCCACCACCAAACAUCCCACGGCUUUUCAAGCUCGCUGCAGCCGUGCUCCACAGACCAAAGGUGGAGAUUCUCAAUGAUAAAGAGGAUGUUUAUCGUGGCGGUGCAGCCGGGGGCGGGAGCAAGCUUAUCUCUGAAAUAGCACGUACACCCUCUUGCCAUUUACCGCCACGGCACCUUCUAUUACAAACAGUAUUUUACCCGGAGUUUUAAUUUGGCUCAAUCUUUGCAUUGACCUUGGAAAAACCAGCAGGUGCUUUAAAAAUAAAAUACAAAAAGAGAACGUGCCGUCAGCGGGUCAGGCCGCGGCUGUGGGAGGAGAACUGGCGUUUGCGCUGAAAAGCACAAAGCGGUGGAGUAACUCAGCAGGUCAGGUAGCAUCGCUGGAGAACAUGGAUGGGUGAUGUUUCGAGUCAAGGCCGUUCUCAGGUCUAAAGAAGGGUCUCGACGUGAACCAUCACCAACCCAUGUUCUCCAGAGAUGCUGCCUGACCUGCGAGAUUGGUCCCUGGGAUGGCGGGACUGUCAUAUGAGGAAAGAUUGAAAAGACUAGGCUUGUAUUCACUGGAUGAGGGGGUGACCUUAUAGAAACAUAUAAAAUUAUAAAAGGACUGGACAAGCAAGAUGCAGGAAAAAUGUUCCCAAUGUUGGGCGAGUCCAGAACCAGGGGCCAGCCUUAGAAUAAAGGGGAGGUCAUUUAAGGCUGAGGUGAGAAAAAACUUUUUCACCCAGAGUUGUGAAUUUAUGGAAUUCCCUGCCACAGAGAGCAGUGGAGGCCAAGUCACUGGAUGGAUUUAAGAGGGUUAGAUAGAGCUCUAGGGGCUAGUAGAAUCAAGGGAUAUGGGGAGAAGGCAGGCACGGGUUAUUGAUAGGGGAUGAUCAGCCAUGAUCACAAUGAAUGGCGGUGCUGGCUCGAAGGGCCGAAUGGCCUCCUCCUGCACCUAUUUUCUAUGUUUCUAUGCUGAGUUACCCCAGCACGUUGUAUCCUUUUAACCAGUAUCUGCAGUUCUUUGUUUCUAUACUAAGAGUUUUGCGUUGACACUGAUUGGGAGGAAGGGGGCCGGCUGCGGGCCGACCGACUAUUUCCAGCAUUUUUUAAUGGUUUUAAAUUUGCAGUGUUGUUUUUGAAGAUAGGCGAUCGAAGGCAAACCUUAACUCUGGCGGGAUUUGAAUACUGCCUAGAUUAGAGGAUAUUAGUUAUAAGGAGGCUUGACAGACUUGGAUUGUUUUUUUUUCUGGAGCGUUGGAGGCUAAGGGAAGAUCUAUCAGCAUUUACGAGGUAUAGGCACAGAAUCUUUUUCGCAGGAGGGAAGUCCCCUGUAGACCGAUGGGUUUCCGCCACACGCGCAUAGUUCUAUUUACACAGAACUAUCGUCAUCAGACACAAAGGAUAAAGUUAUAGAUUACAGUGCAUCAGAGAUUGCAACAAUGUUUAAUAUGAUGAUGGCGCUUGAAGCUGGAUGGUGACAGGGCGGAGCUAUCGUGCAAUCGAAGAUUAAAAACGAACACUGACUGGCUGGUUAGUCCGACGUUAUGUAGUUUCUAUGUAAUUUUCUUGUUACGAACUGCGCAAUGUGACAACCCCCAAGGUAAACUCCCUGAAAAGCUUUUUGCUCUUGUCUGACACGGUAGCAUCUGCACGGCGGUUGCAGAAACGACUUAAUGCGUCACCGCGAGCAACCCAGCUAAAAAGCUAAACUAAUCUCAGCGAUGACAACUUUGGCGGUAAGGAUCAGGUUUGGGCGAGUCGGCUCAAUCCUCCACCUCUCCUGAUGGAGCUUGCGGGGGACAUCACCUCUUCAAUGAAACAGACGCCACUUCCCCCUCCACUUCCCCGUGGUCGCUGGGGGUGGGAGCCCUGCUUGCGGUUUAUCUGUCUUGGUAGAAGUGGAGUUUUCAGCAAAAAGACUGUUGGUUAAGCACAUAGAUAGAACGGAAAUUCAUACCGUAAUGGUUUUUAAAUACCGAUAAAAUCAAUUUAACAUAAAUAACUCCCAUUGGUGAGACCUGCAUGUCUUUAUUUUCUCAGAUAAAUAUUGUAAAUAUGUCAACAGUACUAUGACCCGCUUGGCGUGGUGUUUAUUAUGUACUAUGGGCCGACCAUCUGCAGUAAAACAUAAGAUGCUUUGAGGAACUUUGAUGGUGGAGCAGCAUAUGUCCAGGGCUUGAACGGGUGACUUUCUGGUCAGGACCUUUCUUCAGACUGACCAGCUUCACCUGAUUUGAUGCAUGCCCAUCCGCCGCUGCCCAUGGCUCCAAUGUCCUCUUGUGUACUCCUCCUUUCCAGCUGCCCAGGACCAGGCUGUGAACGCGGGUCAUUUCUCUAGCUCCCUGCUCGCCGCUACUCCCCCAUUACCCAGGACUGUGUGUGCGGCAACUUCCUCCCAUCUAAGUAUUGGGAAGAGUGAGGUGAAUGCUCACCACAGCUUUCUACGACCGCCCAAAACUAAAUCAGUAUCUGAUCACACUCAAGACUGGUCUCCAAAGCCUGCUGGAUUUCCCUGUCCUGAGCCAUUUAAACUCCCAUCCCCAUUGUAGGAGCCAUUUAUGUUCAGGCUAGCUACUGUUGGCAUAUUAUAUUAUUUUGUCUAGAUAUAUCUUACAGUAUUAUUUUUGGGCACUUGGGGACGGUAUAUAUGGGCAUAGUGGACGCUGAGUGGCAGACCAGGCACAGGGAGGGAGAGAAUGCAGUUCUCACCAGACGGGGAGAACAGCCAGCUACAACUUGUUUACAGAAUAAGGAAAACCUGGUACGUUCAUCUCAUUGUUUGUACAACUACUUCAAUAAACAACAAGCUGGAAAUAACGACUGGGAAA
Molecule: messenger RNA, 5289 nt
Organism: Leucoraja erinaceus (little skate)
Lineage: Eukaryota; Metazoa; Chordata; Chondrichthyes; Rajiformes; Rajidae
Product: MAP kinase-activated protein kinase 2-like
Exons: 10
Coding region: 1291-2445 (384 amino acids)
Biological process (GO): peptidyl-serine phosphorylation; protein autophosphorylation; intracellular signal transduction
Cellular component (GO): cytoplasm; nucleus
Molecular function (GO): calcium-dependent protein serine/threonine kinase activity; mitogen-activated protein kinase binding; calcium/calmodulin-dependent protein kinase activity
Source: RefSeq, a predicted model, not a curated record